AUGCCGGCCUCAGCCUUCUGCGCCCUCGUCUUUUUCAUACCUCGCCUGGCCUCGGCGACGUGCUAUUGGCAAAACAGCACAUUGGCUCCAGAUGAUCCAUACUCGAUAGCCCCCGACGACACGGCGUGCUUUCCAGACCAAGAGAACUCGGCUUGUUGUGGGACCGGAUUGACGUGUCUCUCGGACGGAGUGUGUUACAUCGAGCAGAGUGGAAAUGGUUAUUAUUACCGGGGGACAUGUACAGAUCGCACCUGGGACAGUCAGCAAUGUCCGGGAUGGUGCUUUGCUCAGAAUGCCAAUACGUCAAUACCUUUACUCAAAUGUGACACCGCACAAGACUGGUACUGUUGUCCCGGAGAUUCCGAGUGUAGUUGUGACACGGGCAAGAACGCCGUCAAGCUUGGGGAUACUCAACCGAGUACAGUUACCGUCAUUGGAAGCACCAGCUGGCCGGGGAUUUCAUCUACGACGUCCCCGUUUGUCCAGACAAGCCCUCUCGUGACGGAUGGCACCACCAGCAGUGAAUCGGGCGAACCCACUCAGAACACCAGUGCCAGCACGAGCACGAGCACGAGCACCAGUACCAGGACAAGUUCGACUCCCUCCACCAGCAAAUCAGCAGCAGCGGCAGCAGCAUCCGCCACAUCAAACACCCCAGCGCCAUCCAAGAGUGACGGCUCGAGCAACACGGGGCUUGCAGCAGGGCUGGGAGCUGGCUUAGGGGCAGCAGCCGUGAUCAUAGGCGUCCUGGUCUUCUUCUUGAUUCGCAAAAGACGUCAAGGCAGUGGAGGCGGGAAUGGUGGUCCCCUCGACCAACACCAGAUGAUGCAGAAGCCUUUCUCCGAAGCCUCCCUCCCUGCAUCUCCCUAUCCGGACAGCCAAGGACACAUGGUGGCGGAAGCACCAGGACCCCAGGACGGCCGGCCUGAGUUGGCAGGCGCUGGGGAAUACGACAGAGUUGAGAUGCCCGUCGGACAGGACGGAGACGGGGCCCACCGCCGAAAGAGUACACAGAGGGCUGAACUUGGUCCAUGA
Fonsecaea erecta is the source of this 1035-nucleotide messenger RNA. RefSeq lists its product as hypothetical. Bases 1 to 1035 code for a protein of 344 amino acids. The record is from RefSeq and is a predicted model, not a curated record. The transcript has 3 exons. Lineage: Eukaryota; Fungi; Ascomycota; Eurotiomycetes; Chaetothyriales; Herpotrichiellaceae.